AUGGUUGAGGAUGUGGAUAAAGAGCUGGACGUUAAUCUUGAAAGACUUGAUGAGACGUCAUUAGAUGGAGGGUCAUCCUCGGACAGCGAUAUUACCCCAGAUUUUAGCAAACGAAGGAAGCAGGGUAUUGUGAUUAUAUGUUCUGCGGCAUGCUUUCUCACGCCUAUGGCCGGUCUCGCAUUUUUGCCUGCUGUAACCACCAUCGCAGAGCGAUUUCACACUACUGGCUCGGUGAUUAAUGUUUCCAACGCGGUCUACAACGUCUGUAUGGGACUUUCCUGUUUUUGGGCUCCAUUCAGUGACACAUAUGGCCGCAAACCCACUUUUUUGAUUUGCAUGUCCCUUUAUGUCGUUUCCAUGGUUCUAGUGGCCUUUUCGCAGAACCUUGCCAUGUUUUUCAUAUUCCGAGCGACCACCGCGUUUUUCGGUACGGCCUUUUUUUCGAUUGGCGCUCAGAUUAUUGGCGACAUCUAUCCGCCCGAAAAAAGAGGAGGCGCUAUGGGCUGGAACAUAGCUGGCAGCCAAAUCGGGCCACCAUUGGGUCCCACGUUUGGAGCUAUCAUCGUUACUUACACUUCAUGGAGGGUUAUAUUUGUUAUCAUGGCGAUUCUAGGCGGAAUAGUUCUUGCCUUGGCCUAUGUACUGCUACCUGAGACCCUGAUCAACAACCAACAUGCUAUUGCCCUCCGCGAAUACAAUAAGAACGAAGAGGUUGUUGAAGGUAAAAAGAAGCGAAGAAAAUUCAUUUUCGUCCCAUUUGGAAUUACGCGUCCCAUACUUUCCUUCAAAUACCCCUCACUGAUCCUGGCAGGUAUUUCUUCCAUGGCUUUGAUGUACAACAUGUAUUCCCUCUUGACUCCCAUCAGGUAUGUUGUAGACCCAAGGUUUGAUAUCACCCUACCCCUCUAUGGCGGUCUCUUUUACCUGGCACCUGGUGCUGGCUUUUUUGUGGGGUCUUUGAUGGGUGGGAAGCUGUCAGACUACCAGGUACGGAAAAGCUACAAAAAGAGGGGAAGGAGGGUAGCUGAAGAUCGUUUGAGGAUUACGUUAAUUUUCUUUGGAUUCUUGAGCCCUGCGUCGAUAGUCACGUAUGGAUGGUCCAUUGAAAAGAGGAAAGGUGGCAUUGCUCUUCCAGUCAUUAGCAUGUUUAUCAAUGGGCUCAGUCAAACGAACAUUUUCCCCACAAUCAACAGUUAUUGCAUCGAUUCAAAGACAGAUGAAAUCGGAGGAGGUGCCGUUGGUGGUAAUUAUAUGGUUAGAUUUUUUGCCUCCGCUAUUGGCUCUGCAACUUGCCUUCGGGCUAUAAACGAUAUAGGAAUCGGAUGGACUUCAACCAUAUCUGCUGCAGUGCUCUUAGUUGGAUUUGCAGCAAUGGUUGUUUUGAUUAUUUACGGAGAGCGUCUGAGGGUAGGAAAAAUAUCGUCGUUCGGUCAUUGA
This is a messenger RNA of Lachancea mirantina, 1437 nucleotides long. Lineage: Eukaryota; Fungi; Ascomycota; Saccharomycetes; Saccharomycetales; Saccharomycetaceae. The record is from the annotation of a GenBank genome assembly.